Molecule: messenger RNA, 4897 nt
Organism: Oncorhynchus masou masou (cherry salmon)
Lineage: Eukaryota; Metazoa; Chordata; Actinopteri; Salmoniformes; Salmonidae
Gene: slc25a35
Product: solute carrier family 25 member 35
Exons: 5
Coding region: 3318-4217 (299 amino acids)
Source: RefSeq, a predicted model, not a curated record
UGCAUUGCGAGUGAACCACAAUGGGCGUAUUCAACCGGAUCACUUUUAGGAAAAGGCUGAGCUAGAAUGCUACAGUUGUCAACAAUGUUAUCCCCAACGCGAAAACUAGAUGGAGCUGAAUUUGGUAGCCAUUACCAUACAAACAAUCAGUCUCGACAAACCAUCAGCAGGAAGAGGCUAUACGGACACGCCUGGCGCUCAAAUUGUUGACGUAUGUCGAGCAGUGAGAGUCGUCCUCAAGAGCACCUCUUAAGGCUGAAGGUAUCUCUAGACUAACAUGGCGCUCUUGACAGUAAAAUAAGCAAGGAGAUAGACCAGAUGCUUUUCAACUUUCUGUGGAGAAACCGUACCCAUUACACCAGGAAAACUUGUAAUGAACACAGAAUUUUCUGGACUUUACUACCUUAAAUAAUAAUUUUAAGAUCAAUUGGAUUAAACAAUUCCUAAGAAGACCCACUUCUAUCAGGAAUGUUAUUCCUCAUCAUGUCUUCUCUACUUUUGGUGGCCUUAACUUCAUGUUGUUUUGCAAUUAUAAUAUUGACAAAGUUCCAGUGAAACUUUCUGCUAUGUUCACCCUCACAAUUACCACACUUAACUUUUAAAUUUCUCCCACAUUCACCGUAAGCAUGUUCUCCUCCACAUUUUGCACACUUUUUGAUUCCUUUACAUUGAACAGCUACAUGUCCCAUUCUUUGGCAUUUACAGUGCAUUCAGAAAGUAUUCAGACCCUUUGCCUUUUUCCACAUUUUAUUAUUCUAAAGUGGAUUAAAUAAAUCACAGUACCCCAUAAUAACAAAGUGAAAACAGGUUGUUAGACAUUUUUGAAAAUGUACUAAAAAUAAAAAACAGAAAUAUCUGUAAGAAUUGUGAGUAGAGCUCUGAGUCAGGAUUGUGUUGAGGCACAGCUCUGGGGAAGGGUACCAAAAAAUGUCUGCAGCAUUGAAGGUCCCCAAGAAUACAGUCAUUCUUAAAUGGAAGAAGAUUGGAACCACCAAGACUCUUCCUACAGCUGGCCGCCCAGCAAAACUAAGAAACCAGCAAUCAGGCUUUUAUAGUAGAGUGGCCAGACGGAAGCCACUCCUCAGUAAAAGGCACAUGACAGCGUGCUUGGAGUUUGCUAAAAUGAACCCAAAGGACUCUCAAACCAUGAGAAACAAGAUUCUCUGGUCUGAUUAAACCAACUUUUUAGCCUGAAUGUCAAGUGUCACGUCUGGAGGAAACCUGGCUCCAUCCCUACGGUGAAGCAUGGUGGUGGCAGCAUCAUGCUGCAGGGAUGUUUUUCCGCAGCAGGGACUGUGAGACUAGUCAGGAUCGAGGGCAAGAUGAAUGGAGCAAAGUACAGAGAGAUCCUUGAUGGAAACCUUAUCCAGAGUGCCCCAGGACCUCAGACUGGGGGGAAGGUUCACCUUCCAACAGGAAAAAAAACCUAAGCACACAGCCAAGACUGCAGGAGUGGCUUCAGAGUGGCCCUGCCAGAGCCCGGACUUGAACCUGAUCGAACAUCUCUGGAGAGACCUGAAAAUAGUUGUGCAGUGACGCUUCCCAUCCAAUCGGACAGCACUUGAGAAGAAUGGGAGAAACUCCCAGAAUACAGGUGUGCCAAGCUUUUAGUGUCAUACCAAGAAUGCUCGAGGCUGCAAUUGCUGCCAAAGGUGCUUUAACAAAGUACUUAGUAAAGGGUCUGAAUACUUAUGUAAAUGUGAUUAAUAAAAAAUGUAAAAAUUGCACACAGAAAUACAAACCUUGUUUUGCUUUGUCAUUAUAGGGUAUUGUGUGUAGAUUGAUGAGGGGGGAACACUUUAAUCACUUUUAGAAUAAGGCUGUAAUGUAACAAACCGUGGAAAAGUCAAGGGGUCUGAAUACUUUUGGAAUGCACAGUAAAACAACGCAGUGCCCUCACGAGCCCUUCCCAAUUAGCUAGAUGUGGCUAGAAACUUCAGUGAGAUAAAAAUGUGUCUGCCGAAGUUGUGUUACCUGCUGCCCCAAGGUUAGAACUCCCUUUCUAGGGGUUCUGAUACUUCUAGUCUUGAGAUUCAUUUUUUUUUACAACAUAUCUACAGUAUUUCACUUUUUAAUGUGUAUAGUAUUGCUUACUAGAUGUUGUCCAAUGAAUUAUGUAACCACUCCCUCUUCAAAUCAGGGUUGAUUGGAAAAAUCUUUUCAAAAGAGGACAUGUAUUAUAUCUUUGUACUCCCUGAUGAAGGCCAUGCAGCCGAAACGGAUCAGAGUUUUUAAACUUUGUUUCCAUUGAACAUUGCCACAAAAAUGAAGGCAUUUUAAUUAAUUAUAUUAAAAAGUGCCUCGGUCCUCCUUUCCUUUUGAUGACCAAUUUACCCCUUUUUCCAAAGAGCACCGUCUGUCUGGCAAAAUCUACUAUUGUGUACCUCAGCAGUGCUUGAUUCCCUUUGUUUUUGUUUCUGUCAAAAUGGAUGAUGGACAUCAACAAAUGAAUACAUACCAUACGAUUUACGUUUACAGUGAGGGAUUCAACUCAUCUGGCCAGGGCCCCGGGUAGGCGUGUUUUGCACCCAGUAAAAGUGGAUUGUAUUAGUUUUGGAAUCGGACUGCCUCCCAGGCGUGAGCCAGGUGCCCUGUUCAAAGCCCACGGCAAAAUUGUCUUAAUUAUGUAGGUGGAGUAGGUGAGUAGAAAUCUGUGCUUUAACAUGCCUUUAUCUGCCUUCCCAAAUGAAACCUAGUUUAUAAACUCAAACAUUUUAUGGAAAAGAGAUGUUUCUUGCUGAUACGCCAUGCUGUCUGUCGACAUGACCGAGAGGCACAGAUUACUGUUCGAUGUGAAAGGGCGCUCACUGCCUUUGCCCGUUCAUAUCACCGGUGAUGGAUCCGUGUCCUGCAGAUCAGUAUAAUUAAAUCCGCCCUAUGUUACGUCUACCCCUGAUUCCAGGUUGGCCAACGGUCCUCUACAUUGUGCUCUGAUUGUCCAAUCAAAAGAAGCCGGAUGAAGGAUGUGCUUAACUCGGCGUUUUCAUUGGCCAAGAAGACAAGCCAAGGCUUUGGAUGAAUUCAUCAGCACAUUGCACACGUGAUAUGUGCGCGCUGGUCCUGAUUAGCUGACAAACAGCUGAUGAACAUGGCAAGGACACAGUUUAAAGGACAGACGGGAGGAAGGCAUACUGAGUAGGAAUAACCACAAUGGAACAUACAAACUAUUUUUAGGGCGCGACCGAUUAUUUAUUAUCGUCCCGCAGUAGUCUGUGACCUUGGGAUUUUGACAGAUUUUGCUUAGAACCGGCGAUUUGGAAUUCUACAUAUCUUUCAUAUACCGAAUUUCAUUUAGCUAAGGUCGAGCCCAUUUAGCAAUGGAUUUUAUAUUGAGCGGGGCAGCUGCCUGCGGAGCUUGCCUGUUCACUAACCCACUGGAGGUUGUCAAAACUCGAAUGCAAUUACAAGGAGAGCUCAAAAACCGGGGGACCUACCAGAUUUACUACCGCAACGUUUUCCACGCUUUUUACACUAUCGGCAAAGUAGAUGGACUAGCUGGUUUACAGAAAGGGUUGGUACCGGGACUUGUCUAUCAGUUUUUCAUGAAUGGAGUUCGGCUUGGGUCGUAUUCAAUCAUUGAGUCAUCUGGAUACAUCCACACGGAUGGGAGGGUUAGUGCUGCUAAAACCACAGUAGCAGGGGCUGCCGCUGGAGUAGUUGGGGCAGUGAUGGGAAGUCCCAUCUACUUGGUGAAGACUCACAUUCAAAGUCAGGCCACUUCCUCUAUAGCUGUUGGACAUCAGUAUCAACAUCAGGGGAUGGUCCAUGCUCUGGCAGCGAUCCACAAGCAGCAUGGUAUCCUAGGCCUGUGGAGGGGCUCCAGUGCAGCUGUACCCAGGGUCAGUGUGGGGUCAGCUGCUCAACUCUACUCCUUCGCUGCCUCCAAGGAGCUUGUCGUUGACCUACAGGUGUUCCCGGAGGGCAGCUGGCUGGUGGCUCUGUGCGCAGGGAUGAUCAGCAGUGUGGUGGUGGUGGCAGCCAUGACACCCUUUGACGUGGUCAGUACACGGCUCUACAACCAACCUGUGGAUCAUACAGGCAAGGGAGAGCUCUAUAAAGGUUUUGGGGACUGCUUCUCGAAGACACUGAAGAUGGAGGGUGUGACAGGGCUCUACAAAGGCCUGGGUGCAUCCUACUUCCGUCUAGGGCCACACACCAUCCUGUCUCUACUGUUCUGGGACGAACUGAGGAAGCUCUGGCAGCAGCACAGACAGUAGCCGGCAGGCAGGACAAGCUCUUACUCUGCCAGCAACACAGAUAAUAUCAGGAAAGGGAAUGGUCGCGUUCCAGGCCAUCAACAAAGCAGUUGCGCUGCAUAAAUUAACCAAUGAUUGCCACGUCAUCUACAUUGCACUCGGGCAUUAGAAUGAUACUUUUUUUGUAUGGUUUUAUUUGUAUAUUUUUCUCAAACAAUAACAACCAUACAUAAACAAUACAAAACACACACAAAUUUCAUCAAACAUAAAUGGCAUCACACCAUAGCAUUCUGCCAUAUGGCCUCAAAUUGCACUGUUCUAUUUUAUCCGUAGCCCACACCUUUUGAAUAUUUACAUAAUACAUUUGAUUCAUCCACUGUCAUAGUGAUGGAGGAUAAUUUGAUUACCAGUUUUUGAUGAGAAGUUUUUCAAAAUCAUUGACGAGAAAAGUAUGGUCCGCCCUGUUUGAGUAUCUCACCGCACCCUAAUAUGCCACGUCUUGAUAUAUGCAGAUAGACAGAUUUAAAGCAAAUUUACAUUGUAAACUUAACUUUUGUAACUGUAACUUUUAGACCUAGCACUCCCAGAAAGCAUGGAUUAUUAAGUCCAUGUUAGUUUUACACUUGAGACAUGACUCUACUGUUGUCCUGUAGAAUUUGUAAAAUUUGUCUCUUGUAUAAUAAAUUCUAUACAUGAGUUUA